Molecule: messenger RNA, 1494 nt
Organism: Lasiodiplodia theobromae
Lineage: Eukaryota; Fungi; Ascomycota; Dothideomycetes; Botryosphaeriales; Botryosphaeriaceae
Product: Cytochrome p450
Exons: 1
Coding region: 1-1494 (497 amino acids)
Source: RefSeq, a predicted model, not a curated record
AUGCCUGAUCAUUUGCCGAAAAUUGUGGGAGGGACACUGGAACAGAUUCUGGCGCAGCCUACUCUUGUUGGAUAUUCAAGUUUUGGGGAAUAUCAAACCAUCGGGCGGUUGACUGAUGCUGAAGAAAGUGCGAAAGCCAAAGUCACCCUGUCAAUCCACCGCGACGUUCAAUCCGGGCAGAGACUCUUGAUCUGUCUCCACCUACCUCUCAAGCGCCGUACCUGGAAGAAUGUAAGAUCCAUCUACCUAGUCAUACCCGUUGACGACCUGCAGAUCAAGCCCGAAGUCCUAUCUGCCCGCCAUGUUGCACGACUUCGCCCCGAUCAGCUGAGGAGAAAUGGCCUUGAUCUCGACAGUAAGCUUCUUCAAGUGACAAUGACGCUUGGAUGCCCCGCCUACGCCGUCAUGCCUUCGUUUCCAACGGGACCGCACACGCCCCUAGACGGCUUACAACAGCAGCUGCUUUUGCAUUGGCGGAACUUGUCAGCCAGCACCCACAUGGACCUCUACCUCUCCGAUGUGUCAGCCAUCACUAACUUCCGCACAAUCGAAACCCAGCAAUUCAUCACACCCGAGCUUGAUUUAGACCACAUGUACGAAGGCUGCCGUGGAGUGAAAAAUGACUGGGCCCAAUACCCCUGCGAUGACGACGCCAGACAACCCCCAGGUUGGAAUCCGUGCCUUGAUCAACCCCCACCUUACCAUGAAGCUGCACCCCCUCCCGUCGACCGCAUGCCCUCACCGGAUGAGAUUACCUGGGGAACAUCACAGCCUUUCGAUGAAACCAAGCUGUUCAAGGACACCGGUGCUAUCUGUCGUCCCCAGAAACGCAAGGCAACUGAAGCCUUGGCCGAUGACGGAAACUCGUUCCAAGACGUAAUCCCAGGCACGCCCACCGAGGCGGAUUCCAGCCAAAAGUCGACGCAUUUCGGAGACAGUCAUCCGUCACCACAUCCGUGGGCUUUGCAGGCAACAGAAGUAGAGGAGGCCAUGAGAUUGUCCUUGAUCCGCCGCGGGGACGCGGCUAGCGCCUCGAAGCCCAUCAACUGCGCCUUACUUCAGGAACCCUGCCUCUUUCUAGAGCUGCAAGAGUGGAUCUUGAAGAUGUGGGACUACGAUUCGAGCGCGCACGACAUGCACCGCGAUGAGCUCCUCAACUUGGGCUCCUAUGCACGCAAGAACCUGGUCAGCCUCUUCGAUAGCACCAAGGCGGAGAUGCAGCUCGAGUUUUUGGAGAAGGUGUCCCAAAGGCUGGUCGUUCCUGGCUUACGCACGUCCAACCUUCGGCUUGAUGCGAAACACUUCCACAGCUGGCUCGAGAAGCGCAUCAACCGCAAUGCCGUGACGCUGCUGGCUGAGCCGUUGAGGGACAUGCACUUCACGCUGAGGGAGGCUGUGGUGCGGCAGGUGGAGGAAAGCGAGGCUCGGGAUUUCUACGAACAGAAGGCGAAAUGCUGCGCCAUAGCUUUUGUCACGUUUGGUGGGCGGAUGUAA